This is a messenger RNA of Mytilus californianus (California mussel), 1737 nucleotides long. Its product is annotated as zinc finger protein 423-like. NCBI's taxonomy places the organism in Eukaryota, Metazoa, Mollusca, Bivalvia, Mytilida, Mytilidae. Bases 64 to 1434 code for a protein of 456 amino acids. The transcript has 3 exons. The record is from RefSeq and is a predicted model, not a curated record. Gene Ontology annotation, cellular component: nucleus.
CCGGUGUUAGCAGAUCCACCCAAAACGGACAGUAGGACUCGGAGCAGAAAAUUAUCAAAGAAGAUGGAUGGAAUAAAAACAUAUCAAGAAAAAGAAGAUGAAAUUCAUUCUCAUAGACCUGAUAAUUGUUGUGAUACCUCUGUCAUUGAAAAGAGUGUUUUUACCGACGAUACCCGUGUUUUCACAUGUACAUGUGCGUACUGUGAUUUUUGUCGAGAUAUAUUUGAGAAUGAAGAUAAUUUGUAUGUGCAUGUGUUAAGCAGACAUGGUAAUGAACUUAAGAGAUUAGUCCUAGACUCUAAAAUUGAAUUGACACUACAGUACCCUUGUUGCCAUUGCGAAGAAAUGUUUGCCACUAUAGCUGGAAGAGACUGGCAUAUAAGAUGGAAUCAUGUCCCGCUAGUUACUUGUAAUCAUUGUCAUUCGAAGUGCACAACUGAAUAUGGAUUAAAACAACACAUUAACAAAUAUCAUAAGGACAUACCCAAAAGGAAAAACAAAACAGAUAACAACAGAGUAAUGUCUUGUCACUAUUGUGGAAAUCAAUUUACCUCUUUAUUGAAAAUAAAAAUUCAUAUACAGGAGACUCAUACCGAAAGUUUAUUACAAUGUUACUAUUGUGACAAAAAAUGCUACAACCUAGGAGCGUUAUACGUACAUAUAAAAAAUAAGCAUACAGAUCACAUUAAUGAUUUGAAAGUUAUAAGGCUGAAGAUUAAGGAGCACAUGAGAAUGUCGUCUGGUGGUACUUCUUCAAACUGUCAUAAUAAUAUGUCUACACCCAGCAACAAUUAUCAGAAUGGCAGUACUAUUGAUGGAAAUACUAACACUAUGAAUAUACCAAGUCAGUUAUGUGAUUUUUGUGAAAGGAAAUUCAACACAGAUAAUUUAUUGUAUAGUCAUAUUUUUAGCAGACAUCAGGACAAGGUCAGACGUUUGUGCUUGGAGUCAAAUGAAAAACUAAAAAUACAAUAUAACACUCAGCAAGGAUUAGAAAAAUACAUUCACCACCCGAACUGUAUUUAUUUGAAGUUGAGCAUUAUUGAUGAAGCGCAGUUGGGAACAGUAGAUUUUGACCUUCCAUCGUGUCAAUAUUGUGGAGAAAGUUUUAUUUCAUUGCAUGAGCUACAAACUCACACGUGUAUUCAAAAGAAGUAUAUAAAGACAGAAUAUCAGGAAUUACGCAGUAAUAAAGCAAUCCCAAGCACACGGGGACUCGGAUCUCAUGUUGAAACAAAAGAAAAAAAUGGCUGUAAGAAUUUGAAUAUUCUACCAAAAGAAGAAGGUAUAAAUGGGUGUUAUCAUACAAUCCCGAUAAAAGAAGAACCAACUGUGUACUUCCUUCCAUACCAUAUAGAUAAUAUGACACAUACAAUAAGUAAUAAGUCAGCUUUACACCUAGAGAAACAGUUUCUGAGUGAGACAAAGAGCUAAAACUGUGUGUGAGUUUUGGUAGUAGAAGUACGAGUUACGUUUAAAAGGAUUUCCAGAAUGACAUUAGAGCAGUAAAGACGGAGGUCCUCGGUAAAUGGUUUUCGUAGUAAAGACAGAAAUUGAUGAUUCUAGGAUAUUUCAAAGUAACCUUGACUUUGUCAAGGAACAUGACGAUGGAGGAUUUAAUCAUCUUUAACUUUGACUUUGUUUUUGGAAGCAUAGUUGUUUUAGUAAAAUUGAAAAGUAAUCACAAAGAAAGAUAACAAAGAAUGCUCGGUUUUAUUAUAAUAAACAACAGGAAAC